UACAAGAACAAACAUAUUGUUCGAAUUUAAGGUCAAAUCAAUUAGGUUCCAAAGUUCAGAUCCACGUGACUUUGGCUAGAGAUUUAACACACAUUUCUUUCAUACUUGUUGUUUGGUCGAAAAUUAGAGUAUGCUUUUCAAGUUUUGUACAUAAAUGUGAAGGUCUUUGACGAUUCAGAUGCAAAAUUUCAACCUUUGACCCUACAAAUUGAACUCUACCUUCUUUCUGGAACAUGAUUGAUUCGGUAGUUUUCGGAUUAUAGAAUUUUUCAUCGAAAAGUUAGUGUUCUAGAUUUGAUUCCUGUACGAAGUUUGAAAACCACACUCUAAUUUUCAACCAAACAUCAAGUAUGGGAGAAGUGUGUCAAAUUCGUAGCCACAUUCGCUUAGAUAAGAACUUUGGAACCUAGUUGAUUUUACCGUAAAUUCAUACAAUAUGUUUGUUCCUAUACCCUAUGCUACAGGCUUAAAGAUGCAAAUUCAAGCAUAGAAAGAAAAUAAUUGGAAGAAUAUUAAUGGAGGACCUUUUAGUAACCUCUCCACUCGAAGGUCCCCAGAGAGAGGUAAAGACCGUGCCCAUAUGAUGAAGCUUUUAUUUUUCUUUCAAAUUGACAAAAUCCACAGAACACAAUCUCACGAGAACCGACAUACCAAACAUACUUUGAUGUUUGCAUCUCCACUGUUUCUACCUGUAACCGCCAUAGCAAAAACCCAAAACCCUUCCAUCCCUGCAUGGUCCAUUACACUCCAACCAUAGUUCUUGUGAAUCACGACGACAUCAAAAUAUUCUUCCGGAAUCCCUUAUUCCAUUGAUAAAACUCCCGUUAUGAAUCUUGUAAUCGAUGUUUCCUUCCUCAACAGGCGGUGGUGGUGACGACAGCCGAGAAACAUGCCGGCGACGUCGAGUUCUACGCCUAGUACCAACAUGGAAGGUACCAAAGAUGAGGAAAAAUCUGACAUUUACAGUACGAACAUGACCGAAGCAAUGGGUGCUGUUUUGACUUAUAGGCAUGAAAUUGGAAUGAACUACGACUUUGUUCGUCCGGACUUAAUUGUUGGAUCAUGUCUACAGACUCCAGCAGAUGUGGACAAGCUUUGGAGCAUUGGAGUGAAAACCAUAUACUGCUUGCAACAAGACUCAGAUCUCGAAUAUUUUAGUGUGGACAUCGGUGCCAUUCGUGAAUAUGCCAGCACAUUCGAUGACAUUCAACACUUACGUGCUGAAAUAAGAGACUUUGAUGGAUCUGAUUUGCGGCUGCGCCUUCCAGCUGUGGUGAGCAAAUUGCACAAAGCUAUUAAUCGGAAUGGUGGAGUAACUUACAUACAUUGCACGGCUGGAAUUGGAAGAGCUCCAGCAACUGCGCUGGCAUACAUGUUCUGGGUUCAGGGUUAUAAACUAAAUGAUGCCCUCAGUCUACUCCUGAGAAAACGUAAAUGUUCCCCGAAUGUGGAUGCUAUAAAAAGUGCAACUGCUGAUAUUCUUACAGGCCUAAAAAAGCGAUCCAUCACAUUUACAUGGAAUGGUGAUAAUUGUUCCAUGGUAGAAAUAUCUGGACUUGAUAUGGGAUGGGAUCAGAAAAUUCCGUUAAAAUAUGAUGAGAAGCAUGGUUCAUGGAUUCUUCAUAGAGAUUUACUGGAGGGGCGUUAUGAAUACAAGUACAUAGUUGAUGGCGAAUGGAUGACCAAUAAAUAUGAACCUGUUACUCCUGUCAACAAGGAUGGUCACAUCAACAACUGUAUCCUGGUAGUCGACAACGAUCCAGAGAGCAUAAGCGCUGCUUUAUGGACAAGAUUGGGUAGUGAUGAUUUUGAUCUAACGACCAACGAACGAGAGAUCAUAAAGCAGUUUCUGGAUAUGUAUCCAGAUGAUGAGUAAACCCGACCACAAACACUGCAUUGCCCACGGUUGCUUAUAUAUGCAUAUGUACAAAAAGGCAUCACAUAUGAUAAGAUGGUUCUAAAGUAAACCUUUCAGUCGAACGAGAAAUGAUAAAGUGGUUUUGGUGUCUAUAUGAUGAAUAAACCUUUCCAAUC
This is a messenger RNA of Cynara cardunculus var. scolymus (artichoke), 2034 nucleotides long. RefSeq names its product phosphoglucan phosphatase DSP4, amyloplastic. The record is from RefSeq and is a predicted model, not a curated record. Gene Ontology annotation, biological process: starch catabolic process; protein dephosphorylation. Gene Ontology annotation, cellular component: chloroplast. NCBI's taxonomy places the organism in Eukaryota, Viridiplantae, Streptophyta, Magnoliopsida, Asterales, Asteraceae. The transcript has 12 exons. Bases 890 to 1876 code for a protein of 328 amino acids. Gene Ontology annotation, molecular function: carbohydrate phosphatase activity; protein tyrosine/serine/threonine phosphatase activity; starch binding.